CUCUUCAAUCCGGAGCUUCGCAUCAAUGGCGAGCAUCGACUGUUAAUUUAGUCUCCUCUUCGUCCAAUUCGAGAGGGAGAGAAGGAGAGAGAGAGAGAGGGAGAUGGUUCGGUGGGCCGCGGCUCGAUCUGAGUCGCCGGAGGAGGUAGAGAGAGAGGAGAGCGGAGGAAAACGGCAGGCGGAGGAGGAGGAGGGGAGAUGGGGAAGGAUGCUGCCGGAGCUUCUGGGAGAGAUCGUGAGGCGGGUGGACGCCGGCGGGGAGCAGUGGCCGCAGAGGAAGGACAUCGUAGCCUACGCCGGCGUCUGUCGUAGGUGGAGAGACACGGCGCGGGGUAUCGUUCGUCAGCUGCGUGAGAACGGCGACAUCACCUUCCCAUCUUCGCUCAAAGAGCCUGGACCGAGGGACUCUCCAGUACAAUGCUUGAUCAGAAGGAACAAGAGCAACUCCACAUACUGUCUCUAUCUCGGCCUUACAGAAUCUUUUACAGAUAAGGGAAAGUUCCUUUUGGCGGCACGACAAUUUAAGCAUGGGGCUCACACAGAGUAUAUUAUCUCUCUCGAUGCUGAUGAUUUGUCUCAAGGAAGUAAUGCAUACAUGGGAAAAUUGAGGUCUAAUAUUUUGGGUACAAAGUUUAAAAUCUAUGACAGCCAGCCUCCUUACAAUGGUGCAAAGGUGUCAAGUAGCCGAACAAGUAGACGGUUUACCAGCAAGCAAAUCAGUCCACAGGUCCCUGCCGGCAACUUUGUUAUUGGGCAGGUCUCUUACAAAUUUAACCUUCUGAAAAGAGGGCCUAGGAGGAUGCACUGCACUUUGCAAUGUCCUUCGGCAAAGGACACAACAGGGGAGGGAGAUUCUCCAAAGUCCAAGGCACACAACCCAGGGACAACCAUUCUCAAGAACAAAGCUCCUCGGUGGCACGAGCACCUGCAAUGCUGGUGCUUGAAUUUCCAUGGCCGCGUCACAGUCGCCUCCGUGAAGAACUUUCAGCUGGCGGCAACCGAAGAUGCUAGCCAGCCUUCUGGGAUCGGAGACCAAGAGACCGUGCUGCUACAAUUUGGGAAGGUAGGGGACGAUACCUUCACCAUGGAUUUCCGUCAGCCACUGUCAGCCUUCCAAGCCUUCGCUAUCUGUCUUACUAGCUUCGGAACAAAAUUUGCUUGCGAAUAAGGCUAAUCUUAGGUUUUCAUCCAGGCAGAGACAAAGGAUUUGCCAUUGUAUGUAGUUCUAUCAUGGGACGGAUAGAUCUUUUGGUUUUUUUCGGAGUGUAUUUUAUUGCUCAUGGUGUAAACAAUGAUUGAUCUUCGAUGGGUGCAAGUAUCUUUCUUUUC
Messenger RNA from Zingiber officinale, 1329 nucleotides. Its product is annotated as tubby-like F-box protein 1. Lineage: Eukaryota; Viridiplantae; Streptophyta; Magnoliopsida; Zingiberales; Zingiberaceae. Bases 104 to 1168 code for a protein of 354 amino acids. The record is from RefSeq and is a predicted model, not a curated record. The transcript has 4 exons.